Molecule: messenger RNA, 988 nt
Organism: Vitrella brassicaformis
Lineage: Eukaryota; Vitrellaceae
Source: the annotation of a GenBank genome assembly
CUCGGCACGAAGGUCCAAGCGAAGGUCCAAGCGAAGAUCAUCAUGUCACCGCUGGCGGCUUCAGUCUUCUUGUUCCUGCUGGGCCUUCAACUUCAAGUUGGCGCAUUCAAGCAGCAUGGUAUUAGUUGGUCAAGCACCCCCCUCACAUCCCCUCACUAGUAUAUGCAUGCAUCCCACUGAUCCUGCAUACGUGUGCACUCUCGUUCUCGCAUGCAGGCCAGGCCCCUCCUGAUGUCUCCCUGGCGCCCACUCAAGCGACGGCCUACCUCUGCUCGUACAAGGCGUUCGAUAAGUUGCCGUCGAAGUCAGAGGAACGAUACAAGAGGCACUCGUCGAGCCUCGGCAAAGGUAGUGGUCUUGUUUGUCCGUGGUGCUUUCAGAGAAAUCAUUGCUCAUCCUGAUACUUGCCUGUUCAUUGCAGAGUGUUCGCCCGCCAGUCCACUGAAGCGUGCUGCAGCGGGAGUUGGCGCCGGUUUGGUCGCCCCAUUCAGCGGCCUCAAGAGGGUCGGAGAGCACGCCGACUAUGCCUUCGGCUUCGGAAUACCCCUCUACACUCGCACCAGGUUCGACAAGCUCAUGACGACAGCCCGCUCGGGGGACUCCGCCUGCACGGGGUUUGGCUUUCACUGCCGGAGCAAGGAGGAUCCUGACAGCACCCCCUGUGCUGUCGGGCAAGACAAGACGGAGUGCUCCUGCUGCUACGAGUAUGAGGCACCCAGUCCUGCUUAAAGGCUGAAAUGCACUCAGAGCCCUGCAUGCGACUGUUCGUCUCUGUUCACACAAACACACACACACACACACACAGAGAGAGAGAGAGAGAGAGACAAGAUGCCUUUUUCUUUUAUGGCCGGGAGACACGAUGAAUGCAAUCACGCUCUGACUUGGAACACACAGGGCCUUCACGAUGGAUGGCGCACUGACUAACACUAACGAAGGGCGACGAGUGAGUGUCUUGAGUGUCAAGCAGUGACAGGAGCAUUCGAAAAUG